AUGAGGGAGUUUUCCUCGUCGCUCGGCUUGACGGUGGGCAAGCUCGGGACCCUACUUGUCGCAGCGUCAUCAUGCAUCGUACCUGGAAUCCGCGCAGUCCAAUUCACCCGCAUACCAUCGCCGAAUCUCGAUCUUAAUGGAUUGGGUCGCGUUGCCGUCGCCGGCGAUUUCGAUGCCGUGUCGCUCUACCAGUACGAAGGUCAGACUGAAGCGAGUUUCAGCACGAAUGGAAGCCAGUCGCUGCUUUCGCGAUAUCCGAACGGCGCAUUCGCAGAUCUAGGAGCAACGGACGGACACAUCAGAGAGCUGUGUCCCUUCGUGCGAAGCGAUGGAACUAUGGCUGGAGUGAUAAUAGGCGGAAACUUCACGAGUGUGCAGGGUGUUGAAGCGCAGGGCAUCGCAUUCCUCGAUACGAACACUGCAGAGAUAACACCAUUGCCUGGCUUGAGCGGUAGCGUGGCGGCGAUAUUAUGCGACCAGGAAACCGACACCGUCUACGUUGGAGGCUCGUUUACCGGUGGAAAUUCGACGAAUGCGAUAGCGUGGCGCGGCGCCUGGGACAAUCUUCCCUUCGCAGGCUUCAAUGGACCGGUCACCUCCAUUACUAAGGCGCCUAGCGGAAACGUUGUAUUUGGUGGAGCGUUCAAUGGCUUGGGCAACAUUAGCUUGCCUCAAAGUGGCCCAACCCCACAAGUUAUUCCGGUUGGGUCGGCCAACAUUACAGCAGGCUCAUCGACCUCGACUGUCGGCUACAUCAAUCCGCGAAAUAUCGUCUGCAAGACGAGCGAAUCCGACGGCCCCGGCAACACCUGGCUCCUCGCAGACAACACUCCAGGCUACUGGCAGGCAAGGUAUCGGUUUGGUUUCCAGCCGACAAAGUUGCGCUUGUACAACACCCAAGUUGAUGGCCGAGGGACGAGGACAUGGAUGCUCACAGCGCUGCCGCUCAAUGGGAUCAUGAACCUUACCUACACUGGCGCUUCCGGCCGAGAAGAGUGGUGCACCAACGAAUGCCCAUUGCCGCGAAACAACGACACCUAUCAGGACUUCACCUUUGCGAACGUUGUUGGCAUGAACGGCUUUCGUAUCGACAUCUCAGCUUGGUAUGGCCGCGGCGGCGGAUUGAGCGGUAUCGAGCUCUUCCAGGAUGAUAUAUAUUCCUUUGCCAUCAACGAUUUCAAUCAGCCAAACUGCGACGCCGUUAGCGAGGAAGCGCACUCCAGCGUCACCGGGCCGUGGACGGUUACGCCGUCUGGUACUACAACUUCUGACUACCUCACCGCGAGAUUAACUGGACCCGACAUUGGCCCGCUGUCCGCGAACGUCGUGUAUCAGCCCGACAUCAAACAGCCCGGGAACUACACAGUUACAAUCUACACGCCAGGUUGUAUUCAGGACCAGACCUGCCGCGAACGAGGCAGAGUGAACAUUACAGGCAUCAUGGGCUCGGGAACUCGCGGGCCCAGUCAGCCGAUAACUACGGAGCUUUUCCAGACGAACGAUUUCGACAAGUACGAUCAAGUUUAUUACGGCUAUAUUGACCCAGCUUCCGAUGUCUUCCAACCUACCGUCACUAUCUCACCUGCCAUCGGGCAGAGUGGACCGCUAACCAUUGUGGCGCAGCGCGUACGCUUUGAGCUUCUAACAGCUGCCGGCGGUCUCAAUGGCCUCUUUGAGUUCGAUCCAAACCAGGCGGUCGUGGACGAAGACUUGUCGCAAUCCAACAUCAACACGGCCGGAAUGAACCUGAAUGCUGGUGCCCUAAUCACAUCCCUCGAGGCGCAAGAUGACACUGUGUACGUCGCUGGCAAUUUCCGCCAAGCCGAUUACUACAACAUCUUCUCCAUCAGCGGUAAUAACACAGAGAGUUUGCCGGGCGGCGGCUUGAACUCUGAGGUCUCGACCAUGCUUCGAAACGGCAACACUCUGUAUGUUGGCGGCCACUUCAACAACACACGCGACAAUACCAGCGAUGCGCUGAGUGGAGUUGCUGCGUAUUCAAUGUCAGACAAUACCUGGGCGCCACUAGGCGCAGGCGUCAAUGGCAACGUUUAUUAUAUCGUACCGCUGGAGCUGAAUGUUACUGAAAACCAGCCUGAGCUGUGCCUUGCCAUCACUGGAGCCUUCACUCAAGUGCGAGCGUUUGGCGCCAACGCGUCUUACCCCGUCAACAACUUUGCUGUAUGGGUACCCGGGCGCCAGAACUGGCUACGCAACCUUGGGGUUUCAACAAUCUCCAUCAGUGGGGAACUCAUCGCUCAUACGGAUGUUCCUGGCUCCAGCCCUCUCUGGUCUGGGGCCAUCUCGUCGCAGGUCUUCAGUGUCAGCGGUUCAGUCGGCCUUGGGAACUCGGGCAACUCGCUAUGGCGGGUUCCAGCCAACAUCCAGCCGCAGCAGGCCACUGUGCCCUCGCUGGUGGAAAAGCGCGCACUCAGUAGGCAGAACGUCACCGGUGCUGCGACUGGCAUCAUCUACACCGAGAACAAUCUCAACAUCACCAUCCUCGGGGGCCACUUCACUGCGACUGCUUCAAACGGGUCGGACAUCAACAACCUGGUCUUCAUCAACGGGUCAAACUCCAACCAAGUUACUGGUGUUGGUAACGGGUUGGACGCUGAUUCUGUCUUCCUUGCGCUGGGAACGCAGGGCACCACGCUCUUCGCUGGCGGCACGAUCUCAGGGACGGUGAACGACGACGAAGUUAAUGGCCUCAUCGCAUAUGAUCUCGCUGGCGCCAACUACGCGCCUAAUCAACCUCCUCCGUUGACGGGCGAAGAGGUUGCAGUAUUCACCAUUGCGGCACAGCCUAAUACUCAGUCCGUCUUCGUCGGAGGCAGUUUUGACUCCGCUGGCGACUUCGAUUGCCCUGCUGUAUGCGUCUACGAUACCGCUCGGUCGCAGUGGAUCAGUCCGGGGACUGGAAUAGCUGGCAGCGUCGGAUCAAUGACUUGGGUCUCCAACAACCAGCUCAUCAUCGGCGGUAAUCUCACGGUGGGCGGCAAUGAUACUUCUCUGGCUACGUAUGACGCCGGUACCAGGGCCUUCACAGAGUUCACGAACGGCGGAGAGAUUCCAGGCCCUGUGACUGCGUUGACGACCGCCAACAGUGACGGUACAGAGUUCUGGGUUGCAGGACAGACCGCCAGUGACUCGGCUUUCCUGCAAAGGUAUGUCGAUGGAGGUUGGCGGUCUGUAGGCGAUACGCUAGGCACAGGCACCGUUAUUAGGGGACUGCAGGUGUUUUCAACGACCUCGAACCACAGAGACGCAGAGCCUCUGCUGGAAAGAAAUCAGGUCCUGCUCAUUCUCGGCCAGAUCAAUGUUCCCAACUUCGGAACUGCCUCGGCUGUCUUGUUCAAUGGCACGACCUUUACGCCCUUCCUGCUGACGACCACGGGUUCAAACUCCCCUGGCAGCUUGUCUACAACAUUCGUACAGAACCCGCAAGGCUUCUUCAACGUCAGAAGUAACCGCCUUGCCGUCGGCUUCGUCGUCCUGAUUGGCCUCGCGAUCGCUCUCGCGCUGAUCUUCCUUCUCGUCGUCGCCGGCAUCCUCGCCGAGCGUAUACGCAGGAAGCGUGAAGGCUACAUGCCCAUCCAGACUCAGAUGUUCGACAAAAACACAAACGUCAGCCGCAUCCCGCCGGAGCACCUUUUCGGCAGUCUAGGGCCCGGAGGAGGCCGGUCGACGCCGGCGCGGUUAUGA
Coniosporium apollinis CBS 100218 is the source of this 3705-nucleotide messenger RNA. RefSeq lists its product as uncharacterized. The transcript is spliced from 2 exons. The coding region runs from base 1 to 3705 and encodes 1234 amino acids. Gene Ontology annotation, cellular component: plasma membrane of growing cell tip. Gene Ontology annotation, biological process: positive regulation of establishment of bipolar cell polarity regulating cell shape. Gene Ontology annotation, molecular function: protein binding. Lineage: Eukaryota; Fungi; Ascomycota; Dothideomycetes. The record is from RefSeq and is a predicted model, not a curated record.